Dufourea novaeangliae is the source of this 1293-nucleotide messenger RNA. It is a transcript of the gene Tat, whose product is annotated as tyrosine aminotransferase. The record is from RefSeq and is a predicted model, not a curated record. Gene Ontology annotation, molecular function: L-tyrosine:2-oxoglutarate transaminase activity; pyridoxal phosphate binding. Gene Ontology annotation, biological process: biosynthetic process; aromatic amino acid metabolic process. NCBI's taxonomy places the organism in Eukaryota, Metazoa, Arthropoda, Insecta, Hymenoptera, Halictidae. The transcript has 11 exons. The coding region runs from base 1 to 1293 and encodes 430 amino acids.
AUGUGUGACUCGAUCUUUCGCGAACGAUGGAACGUCCGGGCGUCAGAUAUCGGGAGGAGAACUCACAAUCCCAUAAGGUCGAUCGUGGAGAACAUCGUGGUCGAGCCGAAUGCUACGAAACCAUUGAUCUCAUUGUCCAUCGGCGAUCCUACAACAUUUGGCAACUUGAAACCACCAACAGAAGUGAUUGAAGCUGUUCAACAGAGCGUUGGGUCUCAAUUAUAUAAUGGAUACGCACCGAGUACAGGUUAUCAGACCGCCAAGGAAGCCGUCGCAGAAUACAGUUCCAACGAGUUCGUGAAAGUAAAGCCCGAGGACGUGAUCCUUUGCAGCGGAUGCUCCUGCGCGCUUGAUCUCUGUAUAACAGCUCUGGCACGAGAGGGCCAGAACAUCCUGAUACCACGACCUGGUUUUUCGAUCUAUCGAACGCUGGCAGAGGGUCUCGGGAUCACCGUAAAGUCCUACGAUUUACGCCCCGAGCUUGGCUGGGAAAUCGACCUGGACGACUUGGAGUCACAGAUCGACGAAUCGACGGCGGCCAUCAUUAUAAACAACCCUUCGAACCCGUGCGGAUCUGUGUUCACGAGGGACCAUACACUUGACAUUCUCGAUGUGGCCGCUCGUUACUACGUCCCUAUUAUAGCCGAUGAAAUUUACGAGCAUAUGGUUUUUCCAGGACGGAAUUUUCACUCAUUGGCGUCCUUGUCGAGCGACGUCCCUAUUCUGUCGUGCAGCGGCCUGACGAAAAGAUUUUUAGUACCUGGCUGGCGUAUGGGCUGGAUAAUCAUCCACGAUCGUCAAAACGUUCUGGAGAAGGAGAUUCGGAAAGCUUUACACUGCCUGAGUCAAAGAAUUAUCGGCAGCAACACACUCAUUCAAGGUGCACUGCCAGCAAUUUUGAGAAAUACGCCACAGAAGUUUUACGAUGACGUCAUGUGUACAUUAUACAAUCACUCAAAAUUGGCGUAUAAUUUUGUAAUGAAGAUUCCCGGAUUGAAACCAAUAAUGCCAGCGGGAGCAAUGUACAUGAUGGUUUACAUAGAUCUACCCUGUUUUCCGGAAUUUAAUUCCGAUCUCGAAUUCGUGCAGCGACUGCUAAUGGAGGAGUCCGUGUUCUGCCUUCCCGGCCAGUGCUUCGAUUAUCCGUCCUACAUGAGGCUCGUCAUCACGGUGCCCAUGGACAUGCUGGAUGAGGCAUGCCGGAGGGUUCAGGAGUUCUGCGAGAGGCACCAUUACAAAACAGCUGAAGGCGCGCGAAGGAACAGCCUAGAGGACGAGGAAAUCCUCUAUUGA